Culex quinquefasciatus (southern house mosquito) is the source of this 2967-nucleotide messenger RNA. It is a transcript of the gene TyrRII, whose product is annotated as probable G-protein coupled receptor No18. The record is from RefSeq and is a predicted model, not a curated record. Bases 514 to 2091 code for a protein of 525 amino acids. The transcript is spliced from 6 exons. Gene Ontology annotation, cellular component: membrane. NCBI's taxonomy places the organism in Eukaryota, Metazoa, Arthropoda, Insecta, Diptera, Culicidae. Gene Ontology annotation, biological process: adenylate cyclase-activating adrenergic receptor signaling pathway. Gene Ontology annotation, molecular function: G protein-coupled receptor activity.
UGUCGUUCGAAACGGUUGGAUAUUCCGCCGCGAAGUCUCGUCAAAGUUUGAAUCGCCGGCGGUUGAGUUGUUCUUGCGUGUGUGUGGGUGUGUGCAGUGUGAAACCGGAUGUCCAAGUGGACCGUUUAGUGGCGCCAGGCAGGACUUCCGGUUAAAUAGACCGUGUUGUUGGAGUUGAGAUAUUGUCUGGAAGGUGGAAAUUUAAUUAAAUAUUAAAAAAUGAGUGACCUACAAUGAGUUUAUGAACUAGUGAACAAGUUAAUGAGGAUGCUUGGAAGACUUCCAAGGGCAGUAAGGAUGGCUAGGAUGACGAUAGCGAUGAUGAUGAUGAUACUGAUGGACAACGAUUUAAUGAUGAGCGCACACACGGCUUGGUUGAACUAGGUCGAAGGUGUUGGUUUAAGUCUGAUGUCAACGGGGAGUUUGUUUACAAGAGAGGAAUGACUUUCACAAUUGAAUUCACAUGAACAAUCCAGCUAAUCUGUGAACUAUCAUCGGCCAGAAGAACGGUCGAUGCAUUCGCGCUGGUCAGUGAUGGCUGUGAACGCAACCACGGCAUCGAUCACGAUCAACUACACGGCUUCGUUCACGACCGUGUACCAGGAGAUCUUCGUAAACCUUCAAAUCGUCAACGGAGAUCUGUUCAACUUUAGCGAGCGGAUCGUGGUGGAUUCUCCCAACAGCUCGUCGCAGUCCUUCACGCACGACACUGCCAGGGAUCGCGAACGGGACGAUGAGGACGACUGUACCAGGAUCUGUCUGUCGUGGGAGAAGAUGCUGCUGGUGGUGCUGUUCUGUACGCUAAUCGUCAUCACGGUGAUUGGCAACACUUUGGUCAUUCUGUCGGUGGCCACCACCCGGCGAUUGCGAACCGUCACCAACUGCUUCGUGAUGAGUCUGGCCGUGGCCGAUUGGCUGGUGGGGAUCUUUGUGAUGCCACCGGCUGUGAUGCUCUUUGUCGUGGACAAGUGGCAGCUAGGUUGGAUCCUCUGUGAUAUUUGGAUUUCACUCGAUGUCCUGCUCUGUACGGCAUCCAUCCUGAGCUUGUGCGCCAUCAGCGUCGAUAGAUAUUUGGCAGUUACACAACCAUUGACGUACUCCAAACGGAGGCGGUCUAAACGGUUGGCAUUGCUGAUGAUUUUCGUUGUAUGGCUGGUGGCACUUGCUAUCACGUGUCCUCCAAUUUUGGGAUGGUACGACCAGGAUCGCAGCCGGAACGAGUGCCAGUACAACCAGAACAAGGGCUACGUCGUGUUUUCGGCGAUGGGCUCCUUCUUCAUUCCGAUGAGUGUGAUGCUGUACGUGUACUCGAAGAUAUGCUACGUGUUGACGUCACGGCAGCACCGGAUUUCACGGACCGAGGCUACUGAGAAAAGCUGUGAGGUCGAGCCGGACAAUUAUACCUCUGAAAUGGACACCAGCCCAAAACAGCAAUCCGGAGUCGGUGGCUUGGGUUAUCUGGGACGAAAUCUGUCCUCCACGUACGUCGCCCAAUCGCAUCAGACGUUGUACGAGUUUCUGAGUUCGGCUCGAGCCACACCAAAUGCACAACGGCACCAACUGGCCACGCCGACGGCCCGGUUAACCACCCUCGGAUGUCACGCCGGUAGUAGCACCAACACCAGUGCCAGCGGAACCGAAGGUACGGGCAAGUACCGGAACAACUAUGAGAUGCGGCCAAUUAACACGGUCCAGUUCAGCGCCAGCCAGAUCUCACUCGCGGAAUCGUGCGUGUCCAACGUGACCACGAGUCACGCCAAGGUGCGUGUCCACCACGGGAAGCGGAUGCCGAUGCGGAUUUCGUCCCUCAAGCGGGAAACCAAAACGGCCCAAACGCUCAGCAUGGUCGUCGGAGGGUUCAUUGCCUGCUGGUUGCCCUUCUUCGUGUACUACCUGAUUAUGCCCUUUCUGCCGGAACGGUCCAAGAGCAAACACCUGAUGGAGUUCCUUACGUGGCUUGGCUGGAUCAACAGUGCCAUCAAUCCGUUCAUCUACGCGUUCUACAACGUAGACUUUCGGAUCGCCUUCUGGCGGUUGACGUUCCGGAAGUUUUACAAAAGUAAGCCUAAUCUGGCGUUCUUUAAACCAUAGAGGUGAUGAGUUGUUAUACGUGAGGGAUUGUAAGAAUAUUUGGCAAUAGUUUUGAUUAAAUUGAUUUAUUAUGAUCACCAGAUAAAUAAACGAAUAUUAUACUGCCGAAUUGCAACAUUUUGCUUUGAAUUGAAAGGUAAUUUUAGUUUUAGAAAUAUUAAAAAAACGUCUUCAAAGAGAAUGUUACCAAGAGCAAACUUAAAAUCAUGAACAGAUUACCAUAACUCUGCUUCAAAUUGAGUAAUUUUAACAUCCAUUGUUGGUUGAUAAAUCUAAUAGCAUUCCAGGAAACCUCAACAAAAAAUCUCGAGAUAAUUGUGAAUAAUUAGACAAUAAACAGUUGAAUUUUGUCUCAAUUUUCGUAUGGUCAGGAAAAAUUGCAUAAAAAAGUAAAAGCCAAAAAAAAAUGAAAGCACUCAUCCCCGUAGCGGAUGAAAGCAUUAGGAUUAAACCCUCGUCAAAUCUUCCCACAAUCCUCUGCUCGUGUGACGGACUCGUCAUCAGCAAACAUCGUACGCAACAGUACAAAACGUGGCAGCUUCACUGAUUUACCGUGAUGGUUGAUAACAAAGUGACAUUAAUUUAAUACUUAAGUGAAGAGAAAAUAAAAAAGCUUUUCCACAAAAUCUCAAUGUAGUAGACAUUAGUAAAUUUUAGACUCUCAAAAUAACUGUUGUAAAAUAAUUAGAGAAGCAUAGAUAUGAAAUAUCUCCCACGGUAAAAUACAGAGCACAAAAUUUACACAAACUUAAUAACAAGCAAUCCAAUCAAAAAGUAUGGAUUAUUGUUUCACAAUUCGUGAAGCAAGAAUGGUUGCGAAAUUUGGAACAGAUUGAUUCCUAGAAAUUGUCGAUUAAAAUUAAGUGUAAGAAAUUA